GUUGUGCUCAACAGUUGCUCAUAGAGACGCCUGAAACUCCAAAAAAAUGAUAAUGGAGAGGUUGAGAGCUACACGUCGUCUCCUUAAUUACACACCCAAGUCUCUCUUUGCUUCUCGAUCGCAUCCGAAUUCUUCCGAGCAGUCAAUCUGUCGUUCUGCCUCCGGUUUUGCGCAUUGGGGUCGAUAUUAUGAGCAUCAAAAGCGGAGAUUCGGAGGAACUGUUUGGGCUCCUUUGGGAGUCCUUGGAAAGGCGAGCAGAAUCCAGUGUAGAUACUUUGGUUCAGUGGCAGAGACGAUUCAGAGGGACCCAUCAUUUUCAAAGUUAAAUUCUGACGACAUCAGCUAUUUUAAGGGAAUAUUGGGCGAGAAAAAUGUGAUUCAGGACGAAGACAGGCUUGCGUUUGCAAACACGGACUGGAUGCGGAAAUACAAGGGCUCCAGUAAGCUUCUGCUACUACCGAGGAGCACUGAGGAGGUCAGUCGGGUUCUUAAAUACUGUAAUUCCAGACGCUUGGCUGUUGUUCCUCAAGGUGGAAAUACUGGCCUUGUGGGUGGAAGUGUUCCUGUUUUUGAUGAAGUGAUUAUCAACAUGAGUUCAAUGAAUAACAUCAUAUCUUUUGACAAGGUCAGUGGUAUAUUGGUAUGUGAAGCAGGAUGCAUUUUGGAAAAUCUGGUUUCUUUUCUGGACAACCAGGGAUUCAUUAUGCCACUCGACUUAGGUGCAAAAGGAAGCUGCCAGAUUGGUGGAAAUGUUUCAACAAAUGCUGGUGGUUUGCGUCUCGUCCGGUAUGGAUCUCUUCACGGAAAUGUACUUGGUAUUGAAGCUGUUUUAGCAAAUGGUGAUGUGCUUGACAUGCUUGGGACUCUUAGGAAAGAUAAUACUGGGUAUGACUUAAAGCAUUUGUUUAUAGGAAGUGAAGGAUCCUUGGGUAUUGUAACUAAGGUUUCCAUUCUUUCCCCUCCAAAGCUAUCUUCAGUGAAUGUAGCUUUUCUUGCUUGUAAAGACUAUAUCAGCUGCCAGAAACUUCUAUUGGAAGCAAAGAGGAGACUUGGAGAAAUUCUAUCUGCCUUUGAGUUUUUGGAUAACGAGUCACUGGAUCUGGUUCUGAAUCAUUUAGAAGGUGUUAGGAAUCCAUUACCUCCCUCAAUGCACAACUUCUAUGUUCUCAUUGAGACAACGGGCAGUAAUGAAUCUUAUGACAAAGAGACGCUUGAAGCUUUCCUACUUCACUCAAUGGAAGGUGGUUUGAUUUCUGAUGGUGUUCUUGCACAAGAUAUAAACCAGGCUUCAUCGUUUUGGCGUAUACGUGAGGGUGUACCAGAGGCACUCAUGAAAGCAGGAGCUGUUUACAAAUAUGAUUUUUCGUUACCUGUUGAAAAGAUGUACAAUCUUGUUGAGGAAAUGCGGAUAAAACUUGGUAAUUCAGCUAAAGUAAUUGGAUAUGGCCACCUUGGAGAUGGAAAUUUGCAUCUUAAUGUUUCAACUCCACAGUAUGAUGAUAUGAUUUUAGCACAAAUUGAACCCUUUGUCUAUGAAUGGACAUCUAAGCACCGUGGGAGUAUUAG
This is a messenger RNA of Corylus avellana, 1566 nucleotides long. Lineage: Eukaryota; Viridiplantae; Streptophyta; Magnoliopsida; Fagales; Betulaceae. The record is from RefSeq and is a predicted model, not a curated record.